Messenger RNA from Pristis pectinata (smalltooth sawfish), 2329 nucleotides. Its product is annotated as heat shock 70 kDa protein 12B-like. The record is from RefSeq and is a predicted model, not a curated record. Lineage: Eukaryota; Metazoa; Chordata; Chondrichthyes; Rhinopristiformes; Pristidae. The coding region runs from base 145 to 2283 and encodes 712 amino acids. The transcript has 13 exons.
CUCAGACGGUGCGAGCGGCGCAGCGCAGCGGGGUCUCCGCGGAUCGGGAGCGGCAGCGGCGUAAAUCUCCGCGCCUUCUGCGCCCUCCGGAGCCGGGGCAGCGGGGAGCAGCGCUGGACGGGCCGGUCGCUGGGGAUUGCUUAGAUGGAACGCCACAGCUGUAGAAUGAAGUCGGCUGUCAACACCCCCACCGCUUGGCGGGCUUCAGAUUCUGGAGAGGAAGAUCCAGCGGAUGGAAGCCCAGGGGCUGGAUCCCUCCUGCACCCAGAGAGCUGUGGUAUCGCCCCCCUCACCCCCAACCUGUCCCUGCGACCGUCCUCCAGGAACGCUCCGCGCGGCCAUCCCUUCCUCGUAGUGGUGGCGAUCGACCUCGGGACCACCGCCAGUGGCUACGCCUACAGCCUGGUGCAGGAGCCGGAGACCAUUCACAUCAUGAGGCGCUGGGAAGGCGGCGAUCCAGGGGUGGCCAAUCAGAAGAUCCCGACCUGCCUGCUGCUGACUCCGGGGCGCAGCUUCCACAGCCUGGGUUACACGGCGAGGGACUUCUACCAUGACCUGGACCCUGAGGAGGCCCCCCACUGGUUCUACUUCGACAAGUUCAAGAUGAAGAUUCACAGUUUCAACGUACAGUUUGCGUUGCAGGACCUCACCCUGGAGACGGAGUUGGAGGCUGUAAACGGGAAGAGUAUGAGAGCUCUGCAUGUGUUUGCCCACACACUGAGGUUCUUCCAGAAUCAGGCCCUGAAGGAGUUGCGAGAACAGUUCUGUUCGGACCUGGAGGAAGAAGAUGUCCGCUGGGUCAUCACCGUGCCCGCCAUCUGGAAGCAGCCGGCCAAGCAGUUCAUGAGGGAAGCAGCCUACCUGGCCGGCCUUGCGUCCCCCGACCACGCGGAGCAGCUGCUGAUCGCGCUGGAACCCGAGGCUGCGUCCAUCUACUGCCGGAAGCUGCGUCUGCACCAGCUCACCGUCCUUGGCUCCACCGAGACCCCCACCUCGCAGGCGUCGGACCCCCGCAUCAACUCCAGCUUCAGGCAAGCUCGGGAACAGCUGCGACGAUCGCGGCAGAGUCGAACCUUCCUGAUGGAGAACGGCGUGGGAGACCUGUGGGCAGAGAUGGAGUCAGGUGACCGUUACAUCGUGGCAGACUGUGGUGGUGGGACCGUUGACCUCACCGUCCAUGAGAUCGAGCAGCCGGAGGGGACGCUGAAGGAACUCUACAAGGCCUCAGGUGGCCCGUACGGAGCGGUGGGCGUGGACCUGGCCUUCGAGGAGUUGCUGUGUCAGAUCUUUGGCCACGACUUCAUCAGGUGCUUCAAGGUGAAGCGGCCGGCCGCCUGGGUGGACCUGAUGAUCGCCUUCGAGGCGCGGAAGCGGACGGUCUCGCCCAAACGCACCAACCCCCUCAACAUCUCGUUGCCCUUCUCCUUCAUUGACUUCUACAGGAAGCAGAAGGGCAAGAGCGUGGAAGCCGCGCUGAAGAAGAGCAGCAACAAUCUGGUGAAGUGGGGGUCGCAGGGGAUGCUGCGGAUACUGCCCGAAGCCGUGGACGAGCUGUUCCAGCCCACCAUCAGACAGGUGGUACAGCACAUCGAUGCCCUGCUGCACCGGCCCGAGGUGGCGGGGGUACGCUUCCUAUUCCUGGUGGGGGGCUUUGCCGAGUCGCCGGUGCUACAGCGGGCGGUGCAGCAGGCGGUGGGUGGCGGGUGCCGCCUGGUACUGCCACACGGCCUGGGCCUCAGCACGCUGCGGGGCGCCGUGCUGUUCGGCCUGGAGCCGGGCGUGGUGCGGCUGCGGCGCUCACCGCUCACCUACGGCCUGGCCGUGCUGCGGCGCUUCGAGGACGGCCGGCACCCGGCGGACAAGCUGCUGGAGCAGGACGGCGCCCGCUGGUGUGCCGACGUCUUCGACCGGCUGGUGCAGGCCCAGCAGCCGCUGGCGCCCGGCGAGGUGGUGCAGCGGCGCUACACGCCUGCCCGGCCCGGACAGCGCUCUGCCCGCAUCAGCCUCUACUGCACGCCCAGGCCUGACGUCCACUUCAUCAGCGAGCCAGGGGUCCGGCGCUGCGGCAGCCUGAGCCUGGAGCUGGGCCCGGGGCCCGGGGAUGGAGGUGGGCCCGGUGUCGGGGGUGGGGAUGGGCCCGAGCUGAACCCCGGGCUGGGAGUCGGGCGACACCGGGAGAUCCGCGCCAGCCUGCAGUUUGGCGACACUGAGAUCCGGGUGUCGGCCCUCGACACCCUCACCGGCACCGAGGUCCGGGCCGCGCUCGACUGGCUGUCAGACUGACCCAACCCCCCCUCCGGACACUGACACCCAUGGACUCUCCCUCUCU